AUGAUCGGAGAACUCUAUUAUACACAACGGGAUCAGGCGCCUUGGGUAGCAGCGCCAAACCCGUAUCAAGACCAAGUGUCGUUUUCUCCAAAUUUCUACAACGAGCAGCAUCACAAUGCUCAACAACAACAAUCAUCGCAACAACGAUAUUUUGCUCAACCGGAUGUAUUUUCUUAUUCAAGAAGAAACCUGCCAUUCUACAGUACCAUUCCGCCUUGCAAGUCGAGCUGUUCUUUGACGUUUUGUAAAUGGGUUGAGAAUGGCGAAGAAUGCGGAAUGGUAUUCGAUUCACCGCAAUCAAUCUCCACGCAUUUGAGCGAUUAUCAUAUUCCGCGUGGCGAUCAAAAUAAUCACGUGUGCCACUGGAAGGAUUGUAGUCGAAAUGGGAAGACAUUUAAGGCAAAAUACAAACUGGUGAAUCAUGCUAGAGUACAUACAGGAGAAAGGCCGUUCACAUGUCCCAUUGAGCACUGUCGCAAAGAAUUCGCGAGAUCCGAAAACUUGAAAAUCCACGUCAGAACACACACAGGCGAGAAACCGUUUCAGUGUACGCAUGAGGGAUGCACCAAACUCUUCGCCAACUCAUCGGACCGAAAGAAGCAUAUGCAUGUGCAUUCAACGCAGAAACCAUAUAGGUGCAAGUAUGCCAAUUGCGAUAAAACCUACACACAUCCAAGUUCUCUGAGAAAACACCUAAAAGCUCACGAGAAGGAUGAAAAUUGUAAAACUCCCGACCACGAUGAGAGUAGUGAUUCUGGACAUGCAUCCGUUGGAUCUCCACCGGAUGAAGCUGAGCCUGAAUUCUUUGCAGAAACCACCAUAAAGGCAUUUGAGUUUGAACCAAAGCCAGCUAACCAAAAUGCAUUCAUGCCAUCGACAUUCCAAAACAUUCAACCAGUUGAUAUUGAAUGUUUUCAAACGUAUCCCUUAAAUCCAGCUCCUCCUAUGUACCCAAUUAAUAGUGGCGAAUUUUUCUCACCGGACCAGACGCAUUAUUAA
Molecule: messenger RNA, 999 nt
Organism: Caenorhabditis bovis
Lineage: Eukaryota; Metazoa; Nematoda; Chromadorea; Rhabditida; Rhabditidae
Source: the annotation of a GenBank genome assembly